Molecule: messenger RNA, 1618 nt
Organism: Mucor mucedo
Lineage: Eukaryota; Fungi; Mucoromycota; Mucoromycetes; Mucorales; Mucoraceae
Exons: 3
Coding region: 106-1524 (472 amino acids)
Source: RefSeq, a predicted model, not a curated record
CUUUCUUUCUUUUUAAAAAAAAAAAAAGUUUUUCUUGCUUUCCUAUAAUUCAUCUUCUUUUUUCUUCCUUCCCCUCUCUCUUUUUUUUUUAAAAAAAAAAAGAAAAUGGAAAAUAUAAACAAAAUUGAAGCAAAUCGUUACAGAAUUCAUCGUAGCACAAGCGACAAAACUUUAAAAAACUUUAACAAGAGAGCCUUGAUAACUGACAUUGUGAAGAAAUCAACUAACCCAACCUUUUUGAGCAAGUUUAUGAUCAAUAGACGUGAACCUAUGGUCAAUGCUCCUGUUUAUAUGAACUUGGUUAAAAAGGCUGAGACAUCCCCUAGUGCAAAUCCCGAUGAUGAUAUUACUGCGACGGAUAAAAAUGACAGUACUGUCACCACCACCACUAAUGCGGCCGCGGAAACAACAACUACCAAUGAUCAGAAAAAAACCUUGACUACAAAAGACACUCCUACCACCAUCGAUUCAGUAUCCGAAAUCACGACGAAAACGUCCGUUCCUGAGAAUACCAAAACGACAGUCAAAAGAGACAUUACCACUGUAGAUCCAUCAUCAACAAAAGUCGUUUCCGCUGCCGUCACCACAGAGGAGGAUCCCAGUAAUACAACCACUGUCAGUGAUACCUCGAAAGAACCCGUCACCACCACCACCACCACCGGUUCCAAAGCUACCACCACCGAAAAACCACCCGUCACCACCAUUGAACCUCUUGUCACCACUACCGAGGAACCUGUAGUUACCACAGAUCCACCCGUCACCACCACAAAGAAGCCUUCGGUUGUUGCUACAACGACGACUGAAAAACCUACGGUGGUCACAACAAAAGAGCCUGCCGUCACCACCAGUGACCUGCCUGAAAUUACGACCAAACCGCAACCAGUAGAGCCUGCGACUACCACUGCAAAGCCUACCACCACCGUGCCGCAAACCACAACCACAGCUGUCGCGGUACCAACAACAACGACGACUAAAAAACAAACGAGUGUUGUGGAACCCACGACCCAAGUUUCCAGUAGCGUAGUACCACCACCGCCCGUUGUCACCACCACUACAAAGAAACCCACUACGACCACGACCGUUGCUCCAGUGACUACACCCCCCAUCAUUGCUUCAACUACCACUACGGCUAGUAGUAGCAUUGCUAUCAGUAGUACGACACCUUUAUCGAGUAGUAGUCUUCCUAUAAGUAGUUCAGCAUUACCAGUCAGUAGUAGUAGUGUGAUUGCUCCCGUAGUUCCUUUAACAAGUGAUGUAUCAAGCUCAGCUCUAGUUUCUCCAACAGGAUCUCAUUCCUCGACAAUACCAUCAUCUACACUCGCAGCAAAUGGAGCAGAUAAUGAAGCUGGUGGUAGUACGAUUAAUAAAGGUGCAAUUGCUGGUGGCGUUGUCGGAGGUGUUGUGGGUGCAGCAUUAAUUGGUAAAAAAAAAAAAAAUCUUAUGUACAGCCAUGUGUCUAACUUUUUUUUUUUUUUUAAAAAAAAAAAAAAAUUAUUUAGCUGCCUUGUUAUUCUUCUUGUGUAGAAGAUCCAAUCGUAAGAAGGAACAACGAAAGAGUGGGGAUAAUGAUAUGUAUCAAUUUGCUGCUGAUGGACCUCAAGCUUAUGGUGGUGGUGGU